Molecule: messenger RNA, 561 nt
Organism: Penicillium cinerascens
Lineage: Eukaryota; Fungi; Ascomycota; Eurotiomycetes; Eurotiales; Aspergillaceae
Product: putative carbonate dehydratase
Exons: 2
Coding region: 1-561 (186 amino acids)
Biological process (GO): cellular response to carbon dioxide; cellular response to oxidative stress
Cellular component (GO): cytoplasm
Molecular function (GO): carbonate dehydratase activity; zinc ion binding
Source: RefSeq, a predicted model, not a curated record
AUGAGACAGCCUCGCCUGAAUAUCGAGGCCACGCCUCUCCCUGCCGAUUUCAUUCCCAGCCUGCAGCACCCGACACAACAGAUUCUCUGGAUUGGUUGUUCGGAUAGCGGCUUCCAAGAGACUACGAUUCUCGACCUUCUUCCCGACGAGAUGAUGGUCCACCGGAAUAUGGGCAACAUGAUAAUUGAGGGCGACCUUUCCUGCGAGACUACCGUGAAGCACGCGGUGUGUGAACUCAAUGUACGGCAUAUUGUUGUGUGCGGCCACUACGGGUGUGGAAUUGUGAAAGCGGCAUCAAGAGAAGGAUUGAAGGGGCCAUGGUCGAGCAAGCUCGACUCUCUUCAUUCGACCCAUAAGGAUACCAUCGAUCAGCUUCCUUCUACAGAACACGACCGCGCCUUCGUCAAGUUGAACGUCCUCGACCAAUUACGCUCAUUGCGACAAUUCCCCGAAGUUGCUCGUGCCGCGAAGACGGGGAGUCUACAAUUACACGGAAUCGUGUACGAUACCAAGACCGGGGAGGCUUCUCGACUGCUCGAAACCCUUGAGGUUGACGAGUGA